AUGGCGCGUCCUCGCGUCCAUCUCACUCGCGUCGCGCCCGCGUCACCGCGCGCGUCGCGUCGCGCCGAGCGUCACCCGUCUCGCGCGCGACGAAUCGCGUCCGCGUCCGCGUCCGCGUCCGCGUCCUCGUCCCCGUCGCUGCUCUUUGCCACCUCCGCCGCGCUGGAGCACGUGCAGUUGGGGCACCCGGAGAGCAACGCUCGCGUGCCCGCCAUCUUAGACGCCCUCGAGGCGGGCGCUCUGACCCCCGCCGCGAGACCGGGUGAGGUGUUGGAGAUCACAGACGUCGUGCCGGCGACGAAAAAGGCGCUCGAGCGUGUGCACGCGAAGAAUUACUGCAACGGGCUCGAGUUGUUGUGCGCCACGCGAGCGCCGACGAAUUUAGACACCGCACCGACGUACUGCACGCCGUCGAGCUUUCAAGACGUGAUGCUAGGCGUCGGUGCGGCGACGCGAUUGGUGGAUGAGGUGAUCGAUCGCGCGAAGGAGACGAAAGAAAAGGCGCCGAGCGCGUUUGGUUUGAUACGCCCACCGGGACACCACGCGGUGCCGCGAGGGGCGAUGGGAUUUUGUUUGGUCGGCACCGCGGCGGCGGCGGCGAGACACGCGCAGCUUAGAGGGCAUAAAAAAGUGCUCAUUUUCGAUUACGACGUGCACCACGGUAACGGUACGAAUGAUAUUUUCCGAGACGACGAUUCCGUGCUGUUCAUCUCCACGCACGAGGACGGGAGCUAUCCGGGGACGGGGAAGAUUACGGAUAUGGGCGAAGGCGAUGGUCUGGGUGCGACUAUUAAUAUACCUUUGCCUCCGGGAAGCGGUGAUAAGGCGGUGUUGAGCGCUUUGGAAGAAAUCGUCGUUCCGGCGGCGGCGCGGUUCCAACCCGACUUCAUCAUCGUCAGUGCCGGCUACGACGCGCACUGGCGAGAUCCUCUCGCUGGGUUGACGUUUCGCACGGGAACGUACCAUCGUCUUUGCACAAAGUUGAAAGAACUGGCGAAUGAGAUGUGCGGCGGGAAAAUCGUGUUCUUAUUAGAGGGCGGGUAUGAUUUGGUGGGUUUGAGCGAAGGCGUCGCGGAUUCUUUCCGCGCGCUCUUGGGCGACGCCUCAACGGACGUCGGCGAGAUUCCCGGGCUGAGAGACGAGCCCGAUGAUAAAGUGCGAAAUGUUCUCACCGAAGUCAAGGCGAUGCAUCAAGUUUAG
Messenger RNA from Ostreococcus lucimarinus CCE9901, 1200 nucleotides. RefSeq lists its product with no specific name. Bases 1 to 1200 code for a protein of 399 amino acids. NCBI's taxonomy places the organism in Eukaryota, Viridiplantae, Chlorophyta, Mamiellophyceae, Mamiellales, Bathycoccaceae. The record is from RefSeq and is a predicted model, not a curated record. The transcript has a single exon.